AUGGUGUUUCCAGUUUGUAAUAAUCUGGGACUCCUCAAUGGGCUCAAGAUUGUCGUGAGAAUUCAAUACAACCAUAAGCUAAGGAAGUCAUUGGAAAAUGGGCCUAAUGAUUCCAACAGAUUUACAAAACAGAUGGAGCUAAAUAUGGAAAAGGAUAGAAAUUACACUUCAGUGAUCAUAUUUUUUCUUCUGGGACUCACAGAUGACAAAGAACUGCAGCUUGUUCUCUUUCCAGUCUUCCUAGGAGUCUAUCUGGUAACACUGUUCUGGAACCUAACUCUGAUCAUCUUAAUCAGAAUGGACUCCCAUCUACACACACCCAUGUACUUUUUUCUCAGUUGUCUUUCAUUCCUAGACAUCUGCUUUACUACUUCCAUCAGCCCGAGGAUGCUUUCAGAUUUCUUCAAAGAUGAAAAAUCAAUUUCCUUCGUUGCCUGUGCCACCCAGUAUUUUGCUGUAUCUUGGAUGGGUCAAGCUGAGUACUGCCUCUUGGCUGCCAUGGCCUAUGACAGAUAUGUGGCUAUUGGGAACCCUCUACAAUACUCAGCCAUCAUGGCGCCAGGAUUCUGUCAGAAGAUGGUUGCUGGGGCCCUUGGAAGUGGUUUACUUUGCAGUAUAGUAGAAACUGUCCCUUGUUUUAAUAUGUAUUUCUGUGGGCCAUAUGUCAUCCAACAUUUCUUCUGUAACAUAUCUGAGAUUAUUAUCUUGUCUUGUUCCAAUCGCUUCAUCACCGAGACAAUUCUUUUCCUUGCUGCUGUGCUUGUUGGGUUUGGGUCUUUACUCUUUAUACUACUGUCUUAUGGCUUCAUCACAGCUUCCAUCCUGAAGAUAUCCUCAAUGAAAGGUAGUCUCAAAGCCUUUAAUACCUGUGCCUCUCACUUGGCAGUGGUGACCCUUUUCUAUGGCACAGCUCUUGCUGUUUACAUGCAUCCAAAUUCUGACCACUCUGAGAAGCAGGAUAAAUUCCUUUCAGUGUUCUAUAUUAUUCUUACGCCCAUGUUAAAUCCUCUUAUCUACAGUCUGAGAAAUAAAGAGAUCAAAGAAGCUCUUCAGAGGAUAAUAAAGAGGGCUACUCAUUUUUCUUAG
Molecule: messenger RNA, 1086 nt
Organism: Suncus etruscus (white-toothed pygmy shrew)
Lineage: Eukaryota; Metazoa; Chordata; Mammalia; Eulipotyphla; Soricidae
Product: olfactory receptor 1440-like
Exons: 2
Coding region: 1-1086 (361 amino acids)
Biological process (GO): G protein-coupled receptor signaling pathway
Cellular component (GO): membrane
Molecular function (GO): olfactory receptor activity; G protein-coupled receptor activity
Source: RefSeq, a predicted model, not a curated record